Messenger RNA from Suillus subaureus, 457 nucleotides. RefSeq lists its product as uncharacterized. NCBI's taxonomy places the organism in Eukaryota, Fungi, Basidiomycota, Agaricomycetes, Boletales, Suillaceae. The record is from RefSeq and is a predicted model, not a curated record. The transcript has a single exon. Bases 100 to 333 code for a protein of 77 amino acids.
CCUUGGUACUUGUAGCCAAUGACUUUCUGCGUUUGCUGAGAAGUGAUCCCUAGUGAUGCAACAUGGCGCAGACCUCCUGUGGACUACGAGUUAAAUGAGAUGCAUAAACCCCUUGUGAUUAUGCUGUUGUUAGUUACUAUCUGUGUAAUACGAGCUAGUAAUUGUCUACCACCGUUACGAAUGAGAGGAGGGACAUCACCGAAUGCGAUUUACGUAAUGCAUCAGUUGAGCGAUGGUAUUCUUCGACCCGACAUCGACUACGCGCGCCGUCCAAGGGUGGCAGCGCAUGUCAUUCGCUCACGUCUUGCGGGCAAUCUCUUGAAUCCUUUCUGAAGGCCCGAGUGAAAAAUGGAAACUCAAGGGAGCUGCACAAACGGAAUGUAAGGACAAACGAUCAUCAAACUCUCUAAUGACACCAUGAGACCCUCAGGCAGCACUCAAAUGAUUAUCAUAUCAC